Messenger RNA from Trichomycterus rosablanca, 1494 nucleotides. RefSeq lists its product as uncharacterized. Bases 1 to 1329 code for a protein of 442 amino acids. Lineage: Eukaryota; Metazoa; Chordata; Actinopteri; Siluriformes; Trichomycteridae. The record is from RefSeq and is a predicted model, not a curated record. Gene Ontology annotation, biological process: small GTPase-mediated signal transduction; vesicle-mediated transport; protein transport. Gene Ontology annotation, molecular function: Rab GDP-dissociation inhibitor activity. Gene Ontology annotation, cellular component: cytoplasm. The transcript is spliced from 11 exons.
AUGUCUGAGUUUGACGUUAUAGUGCUGGGCACGGGGCUCAAGGAAUGCAUCCUCUCCUGUUUACUGUCUAUAUGUGGGAAAAAAGUUCUUCACAUCGACCAAAAUCCUUAUUAUGGUGGAGAGAGCGCCUCCAUUUCACCUCUGGAAGAGCUCUAUAAAAGGUUCCAGGUUCCAGGACCUCCUAAAGGAAUGGGACGUGGCAAAGACUGGAACGUGGACCUCAUCCCCAAAUUUAUGCUUUCCAAUGGGCAGUUGGUGAAGAUGCUGCUGUUUACAGAGGUGACGCGGUACCUGGAUUUUAAGGUGGUGGAGGGGAGUUACGUUUACAAAGGUGGAAAAGUUUACAAAGUUCCUGUUACAGACACUGAGGCGCAGACAUCAGAUCUGAUGGGGAUGUUUGACAAGAGAAGGUUCCGGAAGCUGCUCCUCUUCGUUCUGAAUUUUGAGGAACAUGACCCGCGCACCUACCAGGACAUGGACCCCCACCGAACCACAGUGAGAGAUGUGUUCCGCCAUUUUGACCUUGGAGCAGACGUGGUGGAGUUCAUCGGGCACGCGCUGGCUCUGCACGGCACUGAUGAUUAUCUGGACCAGCCGUGCCUGCAGACCAUACAGAGGAUUAAACUGUACUCAGAGUCGGUGGCACGGUACGACCACAGUCCCUACCUGUACCCGCUGUACGGACUUGGGGAGCUACCGCAGGGAUUCGCCCGGCUGAGUGCCCAGCACGGCGGCACGUACAUGCUGAACCGCCACGUUGAUGACAUCAUCAUGGAGAAUGGCAAAGUGGCGGGGGUGAAAUCACAGGGGGAGCUGUUCCGCUGUAAGCAGCUCCUGUGCGACCCCGCCUACGCCCCCAACCGGGUGAAGAAGGUGGGCCGGGUCAUCCGGGUGGUAUGUCUGCUGAACCAUCCCAUCAAAAACACGCAGGACGCCAACUCCUGUCAGAUCAUCAUACCCAACACUCAGGUGCACAGGAAGUCAGAUAUCUACAUCUGCGUGGUCUCCUACGCUCACAACGUGGCUCCUGAGGGGAAGUACAUUGCCGUGGUGAGCACCGCCGUGGAGACCAGCAACCCCGAGAAAGAGGUGCAGCCGGGACUGGCGCUGCUCGAACCCAUCACAGAGAAAUUCGUCUCCAUUAGCAACCUGGUGGUUCCUACCGAUGAUGGAAAGCGUAGUCAGGUGUUUGUUUCUCGAUCGUACAACGCCACCUCUCACUUCGGAGCAGAGUGUGAGGACAUUAAGGAUCUGUUCUGCCGUAUGACCGGGUCAGAGUUCAGCUUUAAGGAUUUCCAGCGUAAGUUUGAGGUCAGCACGGAGGAUUAAAUCUUACUGCAAGUCUAAAUCCUGUAAUGAUGCUGUAAUAAACCUGUAAUAAACCCACCAGAACCUGAACACUGAGGGAUUCUUGUUCACCUCGUCCCUACAUGUAGUGCAGGAUGUUUUAUGUCCAUGUUAAACUGAGAGCAAUAAAAUCAAAUAAAAGUGUUA